Molecule: messenger RNA, 1216 nt
Organism: Ostrinia nubilalis (European corn borer)
Lineage: Eukaryota; Metazoa; Arthropoda; Insecta; Lepidoptera; Crambidae
Exons: 2
Coding region: 75-494 (139 amino acids)
Source: RefSeq, a predicted model, not a curated record
UUAUCCUCUGUCAGAUCUUGCCAAACAGCCAAGCAUCAAAACCAAAACCAAUAAAAUGGACUAAACCCCGUAAUAUGAACCAGAAAAAGUGCCACGUAGAGCCGAAUCCUCCCGUACCGCCACCAGACCCAUGCACGCUACAGAAGAUCAAACAGAAGGAGGCAGCUGGAAUAACGAUAUGUCCUAAAGACCCUAUACCUGAACCUGAACCAGCACCUCCCUGCUUGGCAGUCUGUAUUGAAAGGGUGAAGAAUCCACCGAUCCCCCCUACUCCUCCUUUUCCGAUAGUUUGCCCUGUUGAGAGAGACCCUACUGGCACUGCAAGGUGUGACGCUAUAUACAACGCCGACGCUGAGCAGCCUGACCUUCCGUGGCCUGGUUGUCCACCACAGCCCCCUCUACCCCCACCACCAGAGAUAGACCCUUGUGAACUACAGAGAAGAAAAGAGAAGAAAGCCGAAUGUAAAGAAAGAAUGAAACGAUACCUCGAAUAGCCAUGGACCAGUUUACAACUACCCCGAGCAGUUCCGACGUAGACCUCCUGAUUGAAAAGUUUAAGGUCGAGGUUACUAGGAGCAUCGACGAAGCAAGUUCAGAUACGAGAAAACUUACAUUGACAUCUACAUUCCUAAAACCUAAAACUUCAGAAAUGAGUAACAACAUUGAUAAGCAAAUAACUGAUUUGGAGAAUAUAAUAAAGAAGCUACAAGAUGAAAUCACUGAAAUGGCCAAAAACGCUGAUCGUGAAGUAGAAUAUACUCCAAUAAUGUCCGAAGAUCCUAGCAGAGUUAGACAAGGUUUGAGUAAUGAGACAAUCAUUUUAGAUAACAACUCUGAUAAUAUUGAGGAAACGGAAAGUGUGAGAGACGCAAUGAAAGGGAAAGAGAGCAAAAACUGUUUUGAGUCUGAACAGUACAACCACGUAUUUCCACUGAUGAUUCGUGAUGUUUUACUGCCUUUUGAUGGUGGUCUGACAACUUGUGAGCAUACCAUUAACGAUUUAAGAAGUUUAGAUGGGUCUGAAAAGUUCUUAACUAUAAAACAAGAUGUUAUAGACGUUUGGAAUGGUCUGCCAGAUUACACACCGAAGGACAAUUUGGAAGUACGCAUUUGUGAAUUACAACAAGAAAUAACUGAUCAAAUGGAAACACUAAAAGAUAACAUUGAAGAAUCCAGCGACCAGUUUCAUGAUGCCUAAUAAAACUCUACACAUGUA